GGGUACAAUGUAGCUAGGUUGGUUCUUUCUACUCGCUCUACGUAGGUAUUAGUUUAAUACAUAGAUAAGUUAGUGAGAUAUUAAUUUAUUAAUAUUUGUACAGUUAAUACAGUUUAAUUAGUGUAAACAAAGCAUGCGAAGGGUGACGCUUUUUGUCAACGGAACCUCCAAAAAUGGCAAGGUUGUAGCUGUUUAUGGGACUCUGUCUGAUCUUUUGACACUCGCAAGCAAUAAAUUGGGAUUAAGGGCUUGUAACUUGUAUAAUGGGAAAGGUGGUCUUAUAGACGACAUUGCCCUCAUCAGAGAUGAUGAUGUGCUGUAUGUGUCAGAAGGAGACGCUUUCAUUGAUCCUCAUAGUGAGGGCAAAAUGUCAGAUGACAUCUCAGGAUCGCACACUGAUUGGCUGACGCUGAAUAUUGGUGGGCGGCUUUUCACAACCACUAGGAGUACUCUUGUGAGUAAGGAGCCCGACAGCAUGCUGGCACACAUGUUUAGAGAGAAGGAUGUUUGGGGCAAUAAACAGGAUGAACGUGGGGCUUUCCUCAUUGACCGGAGCCCAGAGUACUUUGAGCCCAUCCUCAAUUACCUGAGACAUGGUCAGAUCAUCAUCAAUGAUGGAAUAAACUUACUCGGUGUACUGGAAGAAGCUAGAUUUUUUGGAAUAGAGCAACUGGCAGAACAGCUGGAAGUCGCCAUCAAGAAUUCCCAUCCACCUGAAGACCACUCUCCGCUCUCACGGAAGGAGUUUGUUCGGUUUCUGUUGGCUACUCCAACCAAAUCAGAGCUACGCUGUCAGGGUCUUAAUUUCAGUGGAGCGGAUCUCUCUCGGCUGGAUUUGCGCUAUAUUAAUUUUAAGAUGGCUAAUCUGAGUCGCUGCAAUCUCACCUAUGCAAACCUGUGCUGCUCAAACCUAGAGAGAGCCGACCUGUCGGGAGCCAACCUGGAUGGUGCUAAUCUUCAGGGCGUGAAGAUGCUCUGCUCCAAUGCGGAGGGAGCGUCUCUUAAAGGAUGUAACUUUGAGGAUCCCUCUGGACUUAAAGCCAAUUUAGAGGGGGCUAAUCUGAAAGGAGUGGACAUGGAGGGCAGUCAGAUGACUGGGAUAAAUUUGCGUGUGGCUACGCUGAAGAAUGCUAAGCUAAAGAACUGUAACCUGCGUGGUGCUACAUUAGCCGGCACAGAUCUAGAGAACUGCGAUCUCUCAGGCUGUGAUCUACAGGAAGCCAAUCUGCGUGGUUCAAAUGUGAAAGGAGCCAUCUUUGAGGAGAUGCUGACUCCGCUGCACAUGUCUCAAAGCGUGAGAUAACCACUUACUCUGCUCACCGCCCGGUAAAAGCCACCAGCCAGCUCCUCACAGCACUCUCUUACCCACAAUCCUUUUCACGCUCCUGUGAAAACUUAUGCAAUACUAGCACUUGUUUUGCCA
Danio rerio (zebrafish) is the source of this 1423-nucleotide messenger RNA. It is a transcript of the gene kctd9a, whose product is annotated as potassium channel tetramerization domain containing 9a. Gene Ontology annotation, biological process: intracellular signal transduction; protein homooligomerization. The record is from RefSeq and is marked validated. Lineage: Eukaryota; Metazoa; Chordata; Actinopteri; Cypriniformes; Danionidae.